Passer domesticus (house sparrow) is the source of this 1107-nucleotide messenger RNA. RefSeq names its product small nuclear ribonucleoprotein U11/U12 subunit 35 (gene SNRNP35). The record is from RefSeq and is a predicted model, not a curated record. Gene Ontology annotation, cellular component: precatalytic spliceosome; U12-type spliceosomal complex. NCBI's taxonomy places the organism in Eukaryota, Metazoa, Chordata, Aves, Passeriformes, Passeridae. The coding region runs from base 141 to 932 and encodes 263 amino acids. The transcript is spliced from 2 exons. Gene Ontology annotation, biological process: mRNA splicing, via spliceosome. Gene Ontology annotation, molecular function: snRNA binding; mRNA binding.
CUCCCAGCCGGGCCGGGCGGCGCUGCCGGCGGCGCCGCGGGCGGAGCGGCUCCUCCCGCCCCCGGCGCUCCGCGGCCCCGCGCCGCUUCCCGCCCUGCCCCUUCCCCUGAGGAGGCACCGCCCGCGCUGCGCUGCCGGCAAUGGCUGACUGGGCCCCCAUCGCGAAGGAGUACGACCCCCUCAAGGCUGGCAGCAUCGAUGGCACGGACGAGGAGCCCCACGACCGGGCCAUAUGGCGGGCGAUGCUGGCGCGGUACGUACCCAACAAGGGCGUCACGGGAGACCCUCACCUCACCCUCUUCGUGGCCAGGCUCAAUCUUCAGACCACAGAAGAGAAGCUAAAGGAGGUUUUUUCCCGCUAUGGAGACAUCAGAAAGAUCCGUCUGGUUCGAGACCUGGUCACGGGGUUUUCCAAGGGUUAUGCGUUUAUUGAGUACAAAGAGGAGCGUGCGCUGCUGAAGGCCCACAGAGAUGCCAACAGGCUGGUCAUCGACCAGCAUGAGAUCUUUGUAGACUUUGAACUGGAAAGAACUCUCAAAGGAUGGAUUCCCCGGAGGCUUGGGGGUGGGUUUGGAGGCAAAAAAGAAUCCGGGCAGCUGCGGUUCGGAGGGCGGGACAGACCUUUCCGAAAGCCCAUCAAUUUGCCAAACAUGAAGAACGAUUUCUAUGGAGAAGGAUCAUCAGAGAAAAGAAACUGGUCUCGUGAGGGAACGAGGGACUGGAGAACGAGGGACCGGGAGCACGAGAGGAGCAGGGACAAACGCUGGCCAGAAAGGGAGAGGCCGUGGGCUUGGGGUGACAGCGAGAGAGACUCCAAAGAGGAGAGGAGCAGGGGGAGGGAAAGGAAGGACAGAGACAGGAGGGACAGGGAUAGAGACCGCAGCAGGGACAGAGACACCAAGAAGCAGAGAGAUGAUGAUAAGCACCGAUAGGUGACCGUGCCUUGUCCUUGGGGCUGUGACAGCAUUCCCAGAGCAAGCUGUGGUGCUGCACCUUGUGCCUGUGCCUCUGCUGCCAGCAGCUCUCCAUGAUUUGGUUCCUGCUGCAGUUCAGAUGUGUGUUGGAUUGUUCUUUAGAGAAAAUAAAUUUUGUAUCAUUGUUUUUGAA